Galendromus occidentalis (western predatory mite) is the source of this 960-nucleotide messenger RNA. RefSeq names its product protein big brother. Gene Ontology annotation, biological process: regulation of transcription by RNA polymerase II. Gene Ontology annotation, molecular function: sequence-specific DNA binding; transcription coactivator activity. Lineage: Eukaryota; Metazoa; Arthropoda; Arachnida; Mesostigmata; Phytoseiidae. The record is from RefSeq and is a predicted model, not a curated record. Bases 253 to 867 code for a protein of 204 amino acids. Gene Ontology annotation, cellular component: core-binding factor complex; nucleus. The transcript has 5 exons.
ACCGUCGGCUACCAGUCGGUCGGUCGAUCCGUCAGUCAGUCCGUCAGCAAGCGAGUUCCCGAGUCGGCCGACCGCUUCUUCUCUGGUUCCCGGGAUUCUUCCCUGACGAUCCAUUGGGUUUCCCUGAUUUUUGUUCAGAAAUCUCGUGUGCCAGCCACCGGCGCAACGUCACAAUCGUGCUUCAAGCUCCCGAACCAAAAACUCGCAAUCGUGGGCUGGAGUGAAAUAGGCGUUCCGGGUGGUACCCGGAGGAUGCUGCCCUUCGAGACGCCUUCGGUGUUCGAUCAACUCCCGCGGUAUUUGCUCAAAAUCCCGCGGGUGGUCAAGGACCAGAAACACAAGUUCGAGACUGAGGAUCUAUUCAAAAAACUCAGCCGUGAAGGAGAGGUGAGGUACACUGGAUUCCGUGACAGACCGCGCGAGGAGCGCCAGAUCCGUUUCCAGAGCGGAGUCCGAGAAGGACAUACCGAUAUCGCCUUCGUCGCCAACGGAACUAAUCUACAGCUCAUGUUCAGCGCAUGUCCCCCUGUCCUGGGCUACCCUCAAGACUACUGCGAUUUCUCGAAAGAAAGGGGAAAGGUCCACUUGCGGAGCUCUUUCAUCAUGAACGGCGUGUGCGUUCGAUGGCGAGGCUGGAUUGACCUUGAAAGGCUCGACGGUAUCGGAUGCGUGGAGUUCGACGAGGAUCGGGCCAGGAUCGAGGAUGCCAUACUGCGCGAUCAGAUCGAGGUCUACAACCAAAGACUGCGGCAACUGGAAGAAAUCCGUAAAGUCCACACAGUUAAGCGCGAAGAUGAGGCUCGUCGGAGGCGUGACUUCGAGAAGGAACCACAUGACAAUAACAACGACGAGAUGAUUCUACCUUAACCGUCGAGGCGCUUGCGUGCAAUACAGUUGCGAAUACUCAAUAGGAGAAGGAGUAGUUGAUAGAGCAGCACUCGAAAUAAAAGCCUCCAAUGG